Molecule: messenger RNA, 3411 nt
Organism: Drosophila navojoa
Lineage: Eukaryota; Metazoa; Arthropoda; Insecta; Diptera; Drosophilidae
Gene: vg
Product: transcription factor vestigial
Biological process (GO): regulation of DNA-templated transcription
Cellular component (GO): nucleus
Source: RefSeq, a predicted model, not a curated record
GAGCGAGACGGCGAUUGCUCGAAAUGCCAUUUUGUUUGCGCUUCUGCUGCGCCGCUGCCGCUGUCGCGACUGCAUCCAUCGAACAACUGCCAGCAGCUGGCAGCCAGUUUGUUUUCUCCCUUCCAAUCGAGCGGCAGCGGCGUUUCCGCUCGCGUACUUUUCGACGCGUUCUCAUCUCAAACCCAGCCAAAAAGUGAGCGAUCGCAGCAAAUGCAAUUCGGUUUGAGUGCAAUUAAAAGAUUUAUUCGAAAUCGGCGUCGCCAUCGCCGUCGUCGAUGCAUCUUCCACCUUCACUUGGAGCUAAACUAAUGCUGCAGACGUAACGUAAACUAAUUGUGAACGUGAAUGUGAAUGCGAAUGCGAUUGCGAGCAUCGGCCGUUUGUCUCCACCAUCUCCGACACAGUCUACGUCGCAGUCUCCGUCGCCGUUUGCCGCGCUGCCGAGUCGCAAGAAUUUAUGGAAUUUGGCAUUUGUGGAUUUAGCGAAAAUAUUUUCAUUGAGUGCGCGAGCAAAUGUUUUUGUGUACGCUUCGCGUUCAGAUCUCGUUCCCUUGCCCGUUCCCCUGUCCCGCUUACCCCACCCCCGUUCCCCUCAGCGAUCUAGCUUCCGUCGCAGCCAUAAAAGCAGCGCUAAAAUCUUAAAUAUUCACGUGUAAAUUCCGGUGCUUAUCAAUUUAAUUACUAUUUAAAUUAACUGCAAGCCAAACGCAAAGCGCGUGCUUUAACGACGGCAUUAAACCGUCAAUGUCUGUGCAAAUCUAACCAAAUGUGAAUCAAACAAAGCCCACAGUGUUUAUCCUACACAGUACCAAUACAAAUCAAAGGAAUAUACCUAUAUAUCUAUAUGCAUAUAUAUCUAUAAAUAUACGUAUAUAUGCUUAUUUAUAAAGUGCAUGAAACAGAAACAAAUUGAGAACAGCUCGCAGAGCAAAACAUUUUUCACGAAUUGGAUUAAAUUUUACCUGUUUGUAGCCGCUUUUUUUUUUGUUUGUUUCAACGGAAACUCGGACAAGGGAACGGCCCCAUAAUGGAUGCCAGGAAAGCAGCAGCAGCAGUAGCAGCAGCAACAAUAAUAACAAUAGCAGCAGCCAACAAGCAACAUCAAACAGGCAACAUCAACAACAACAACAACUAACAGCAGUCAACAAUGUGGAAAUGAUAAUUGCAAUUGCCUGCGCAUAGAAGCAAAGCCAAAGCGGUUGAAGAAAGCUGCAGGAAAAAAGCCGAGGAAAAUUCAUCGAAAGAAGUUCGCUUAGCCAACAAAAGAAAACCAAAAACAAAAAAAUAACAAUACAAAAAUAAGUAAAGACAAAAAGUAAUUAAAGCUCUUGAUACAAACGCGAUGGUGUUUUACAAUAUGUAAAUAUAAUUAGCCGAGCGGAGUUUUCAUUCCUGGAAUUCGCCAUUGCCAGCGGAGUUGGCAAAAAAGACAAACACAAAUACAAUAGCAAAUACAGUAACAAAUACAACAACAGAGCACGCAUACUGCAAGUCGACUAGAGAGAACCGGUCUUAUAAUUACUCUGUACUCCAUCUCCCUCAACAGCACCCCAUCCCACUUCCACGGCGAAUAUAGUUUAAGAGCUGAUCUUUUCUUUCUUUCGCUCUCUCAUCUUUGUCGGCCUAGAGCCCGAGCUGUGGCUAAGGCCUGGGCGCGACCAAAACUGAUUCCAAAAACAGAAGCAGAAACAUAAACAGAAAAAAAAACUGCAGACAGCAAACGGCCAACGGCAAUUGGAAUAGCAAUUGGCUGUCAAAGCAAAAAGGAAAACUGCAAAUUUGUGGAAAAAGCUCGCGGAAAACUGUGAUUACUGUGAUUAGUGUUGUGCGUGUGUGCAUCUCUCUCUCUCUCUCUCUCUCUCUUGCUCUCUGUGCGUCUGUGUGUGUACGUGCGUUCAUUAUAAUAUACACCUGUGCGAACAAAUUUCAAUCGACAGAUCGGGAUUUGAGUGCGUUGUCGGCCACUGCAACUGCGACGAUGGCAGUGUCCUGCCCAGAAGUUAUGUACGGUGCCUAUUAUCCAUAUCUGUAUGGGCGCGCAGGACCAAGUCGUUCAUUUUAUCAAUAUGAGAGGUUCAAUCAGGAUCUGUACUCGUCCUCGGGCGUGCAGCUGGCCGCCUCGUCGAGCGCCUCCGGCAGCUCCCACUCACCCUGCAGCCCCAUUUUGCCGCCCUCGGUGAGCGCCAAUGCAGCGGCAGCCGCCGUUGCUGCCGCCCACAAUUCGGCAGCCGCGGCCGUUGCGGCCGUUGCGAAUCAAGCCUCCUCCUCUGGGCUGCAGCUGGGCGGUGUGGGCGGCAGCGGCGUUGGCGUCGGCGUCGGCGUGGGCAGCGGACCGGCCAGCGGACUGCUCGGCUCCAAUCUGCCCAUUGGCAGCGGCGCCUCCAGCGCCGGCCUCGGCAUGAGUCCCGUGCUGAGCGGCGCCGGGCCCGGCCACGGCCUGCACAGCCGGACACACCAAACCAAAGAAGAGGAUCUCAUCGUGCCGCGCAGCGAAGCUGAAGCGCGCCUGGUGGGCUCCCAACAGCAUCAUCACAACGAAUCAUCCUGCUCCUCUGGCCCGGACUCGCCGCGGCAUCCGCACUCGCACGCGCACUCCCACGCCCAUUCGCAUCCGCACUCGCUGCACGGCACGGGGCCAGCGUCCUCGGGCGGCGUCGGCUCAGCCACGGGCGCCAUGUCCAAGGAGCUGCCACUGGACACCAGCAGCAGCAGCGGAGGAGCCGGCGGCGGUGGAGGAGGCGGCGGCGGCCUAACCGGCAUCGGCGGCAGCAAUAGCCAAGGACGCGCUCAAUAUCUGUCGGCCACCUGCGUUGUAUUCACCAACUACUCCGGCGACACGGCCAGCGUGGUCGACGAGCACUUCUCCCGGGCGCUCAACUACAGCAAUAAGGAAACAAAAGAUGGCAGCAGCCCAAUGUCGAGUCGCAAUUUCCCACCAUCGUUCUGGAACAGCAAUUACGUGCAUCCCAUACCCGCCCCCACGCAUCCACAGGUUAGCGACUUGUACGGCACCGCGACAGACUCGGGCUACGCCGCAGAUCCCUGGGUGCCGCAUGCGGCCGCCGCGCACUAUGGUUCCUACGCGCAUGCGGCGCAUGCGCAUGCAGCCCACGCGCAUGCCUACCACCACAACAUGGCACAGUACGGCAGCCUGCUGCGACUGCCCCAGCAGUACAGCCACGGCACAAGACUUCACCACGACCAGCAGACGGCACAUGCCCUGGAGAGUGCGGCAGCCUACUCGAGCUAUCCGACCAUGGCAGGUCUGGAGGCUCAAGUGCAGGAAUCGUCAAAGGAUCUGUACUGGUUCUAGGCGACAGGCGGCCAGUGUUAUCCCACGCCACGCCACCAGGUGUGAGGGGGAAUUCUCGUUGAUGUACAAAUGAAUGAAAGUGACACUCAACAAAUAAU